UUGUUUUAUAAAUUUAUUAUUACUGUAUUAUUAUUAAGUAUUAACAAAAUGACUGCAAAUCGUCCGCCAAAUAAUAUAGAGUUUGCCAAACAAUUAGCAAAACGUCUUUACAGUAUUGAUACCAAUGUUAUUAAAGAGUUGAACAGUUAUAAUGACCGCAAUUAUCAUUUAAUAACAAACCAAUCAUCAAAAGAGUUUAUAUUGAAAAUUACUAAUAAAGUUGAGGCCAAACACAAGGAUGAAAUAGAUGCCAUCAACGCAUUUAUAUUACAUUUACAUAACAAAGGUUUCAAAGUGACAGUUCCUGUUAUCAAUACAAAUGGUGACUAUAUAUCGUAUGAAGACAUACCAACUGAUGGUGAGUUGGAUCAAAUCAAUGGACAAAAACCAUAUGCUGUUAGACUGAUGGAGUUUAUACCGGGAAAACCACUCCGAUAUGUACCGUUCACACCAUCAUUAUUGACUGAAUGCGGACUAAUGUUGGCAAAGAUGACAAUUGCACUCAAAGAUUUUGAAGCGCCGGCUCUCAAGAGUCGUAAAUUUCCGUACGGAGUGUUGAGGGCAUUGAAUAUUAGAAAAUACUUAAUAGAUGUCCAGGAAGUAGACAAAAGACAACUCAUCAAUGAAUGUUUGGAUCAAUUCAAUGAAUCGGUUUUAUCGAUAGUACAUGAACUGAGACACACAUACAUUCACGACGAUUAUAAUGAAUUUAAUAUAAUUGUUGGUAAAGAUAGUGAGCACAGGGAUGAUGAAUAUCAUAUGACAGGACUUAUCGAUUUUGGUGAUGUCGAGUACGGGCCCAGGGUUUUUGAUUUAGCCGUAUAUCUGGCCCAUUCAAUGCUUUGGUUUACGGCCGGACCACAGAUAUUGGCGCCCGGUUUUGGCAUAAAAGGCUAUACACAGCUCAUAGAGAUGGACAGCAAUGAACUGGAUGUGCUCUAUUACUCUAUAAAAGCGCGUUUAUGCCAAUCACUGGUCAACGGCGUUCAUACCAUCCGUUUGGAUCCAAGCAAUACAUAUGUAUUUUCAUCCCAAGAGACCGGUUGGUCAGCGCUCAGAGCACUACAUGAGUGUCAACCAAAAGAUUUAAUUAAAAAAUGUUUAAAAAUUCUUGAAUAUAACCUUGAAUUAUAA
Messenger RNA from Oppia nitens, 1134 nucleotides. Its product is annotated as hydroxylysine kinase-like. The record is from RefSeq and is a predicted model, not a curated record. Gene Ontology annotation, molecular function: amino acid kinase activity. The coding region runs from base 49 to 1134 and encodes 361 amino acids. The transcript has 5 exons. NCBI's taxonomy places the organism in Eukaryota, Metazoa, Arthropoda, Arachnida, Sarcoptiformes, Oppiidae.